AUGGCUACGGAAUCAAGAAAGCUUUCUUCAGCCCCAUCUCCACCUGACCAGACUCCUGAAGAGGACCUUGUAAUCGUCAAGGUAGAGGAAGAUCAUGAUUGGGACCCAGAAUCUAGCCUGCAUGAAAAUAACCCUCCUGGCCAAGAACUAUUCCGCCUACGCUUCAGACAAUUGUGCUACCAGGAGACUCUAGGACCCCGAGAGGCUCUGAUCCAGCUCCGGGCACUUUGCCAUCAGUGGCUAAGGCCAGAUUUGAAUACCAAGGAGCAGAUUCUGGAGCUGCUGGUGCUGGAGCAGUUCCUGACUAUCCUGCCUGAGGAGCUGCAGACUCUAGUUAAGGAACAUCAGUUAGAAAAUGGAGAAGAAGUGGUGACCUUAUUGGAGGAUUUGGAAAGACAGAUUGAUAUACUAGGACGGCCAGUCCCAGCUCGUGCACAUGGACAUAGGGUACUCUGGGAGGAAGUGGUUCCUUCAGAAUCUGCACCAGAACCUCCAAGUACUCAGCUCCAACCUGUGAUAACCCAGCGUAAAUCACAGGACAGAGCCCUGUCUGCUUCCCAGAAUCCUACCUCUUCCCAAAAAGGAAGUCCCAGAGACAAGGAGGUAACAGCUACACUUCUCACAGCAGGGUUCCAGACUUUGGAGAAGAUUGAAGAUAUGGCUGUGUCCCUUAUUCGAGAGGAGUGGCUUCUUGAUCCAUCACAGAAGGAUCUGAGUAGAGAUAAUAGGCCCGAGAAUUACAGAAAUAUGUUCUCCCUGGGUGUUGAGACCAGGAAUGAGAACAAGGAAUUAGCUUCAAAACAGGUAAUAUCUACUGGAGUACAACCACAUGGAGAGACAGCUGCCAAAUACAACGGGGAUGUUAUCAGGGGUCUUGAGCAUGGAGAAACCCAAGACCUAGGCAAAUUAGAGAGGCAGCAGGGAAAUCCCACGCAAGAGAGACGACAUAAGUGUGAUGAAUGUGGGAAGAGCUUUGCUCAGAGCUCAGGCCUUGUUCGCCACUGGAGAAUCCACACUGGGGAGAAACCCUAUCAGUGUAACGUGUGUGGUAAAGCCUUCAGUUAUAGGUCCGCCCUUCUUUCCCAUCAGGAUAUCCACAACAAAGUAAAACGUUAUCACUGUAAGGAGUGUGGUAAAGCCUUCAGUCAAAACACAGGACUGAUCCUGCACCAGAGAAUCCACACUGGGGAGAAGCCAUAUCAGUGUAAUCAGUGUGGGAAGGCUUUCAGUCAGAGUGCAGGCCUUAUUCUACAUCAAAGAAUCCACAGUGGGGAGAGACCCUAUGAAUGUAAUGAAUGUGGGAAAGCUUUCAGUCAUAGCUCACACCUCAUUGGACAUCAGAGAAUCCACACUGGGGAGAAGCCCUAUGAGUGUGAUGAGUGUGGGAAAACCUUCAGGCGGAGCUCACAUCUUAUUGGCCAUCAGAGAAGCCACACUGGGGAGAAGCCCUACAAAUGCAGUGAGUGUGGGAGGGCCUUCAGUCAAAAGUCAGGCCUUAUUGAACAUCAGAGAAUCCACACUGGAGAAAGACCCUAUAAAUGUAAAGAAUGUGGGAAAGCUUUUAAUGGGAACACUGGCCUCAUUCAACAUCUGAGAAUCCACACAGGGGAGAAGCCCUACCAAUGCAGUGAGUGUGGGAAAGCCUUUAUUCAGAGGUCAAGUCUCAUACGACAUCAGAGAAUCCAUAGUGGAGAAAAAUCUGAAUCCUUAGGAGUUUAGGAAAAGCUUCGGUCACAGUUUGAACAUUUUUCAACAUUAGACAAACCACACACUGGUGGAGAGGUCUUUCAUUUAGUAAAAAAGGCAGAAAGUUCAUCAUCAUCAUUUAGUAGCAGAAUUUAUAGUGAUGUCAAAGAUAGAAUAGCUCUUCAGUAGUUUGGGCCCAGUGCCUUGACACCCAGGUUGAUUACCUUGAUUGUCUUUGGUGAUAUCUAAUGGAGUAGAGCUCCCAACAGCCUAAUACUAUCUUAGAAAUUAAAAUAGCAUUAGAGCAAUUUAUUUGUCAUGGCUUGAGGCACUAAACUUUGUCUUUUGGGUGAGUAACUAUAGUUUUGAGAGAGGCUGCUACUCCUAAUUCCUCUGCUUCCCAUGGCCUGUGAUCCCCUUCUCUCAUUUAUUCCCCUCAAGGUGCCCUUGUACUGCUAAUCUGAUCCAAGAAGCUGCUGCAUCAUCUAAAACAGCCUCUUUGUGAGAUUUAUAUUUAUAUUUAGCUUUCUAAGAUCCUAGUUCUAGGGAAAUUUUACAGACACUUAAUGUGUUUCUUUUUUUUAUUCUAAUGUUCCUUCUAGUUGAUGAAAAUCUAUAUUCCCAUGCAAACUCAAAAUGCUAUAUUUUUAACAGCACUCCAGCAUUUUUCUUCAUUUAUCACCUUUACUGACUCCACUAAAUCACUGAGCAUCUGUACGUAUCCUUCACCACCCCCAGUCCCAGUACCUGUGUCAGCAAAGGAAGUGGACGCAUUAGAUGGUUGUGAGAGUGAUGCAGAGAAAGAGGUGAGUGGAGGCUCAGCCUGGCUUUUCUUGAGCUUGGAUAGUUACACCUUGGUGACUUCUGAUUCUCCUUCCACCUCCCCACUCUACCCUGAUACAAAAAGUAUUUGCACUCUCUUAGUUAUGACAUCACAUAGGAUAAAGAGGAGACAGUUGAUGCUUGAAGAAAGAAUCCUUAAAAAGAAUAGGCAUCAUCCCUUCUGGCCCAUUACAGUGCCACUCUCUUAGGUUCCUAUUAAUCUUCACCAACUCCCUGAAUAGAUUGUCUGUCAUUCUUAUCAUUACUCUGGACCUACCUCCUUAUACAACCUCGGCACCUCAUUUAUCAUUUCUCAUCUGUUAAUUCCCAUUUGUUUGUAUAACUUAUAUAUCCACAAUGGUAAUUUGUUAAAUACCUUACCUCACAAUUCCUCGUUCUGCUGAGUUCUGAUGUUGUCCAUCAGUAAUCGUGUCUGUAAUCUACCAAUAAAGACACUAUUAAAUUUAUCAUCA
This is a messenger RNA of Marmota flaviventris (yellow-bellied marmot), 2981 nucleotides long. Lineage: Eukaryota; Metazoa; Chordata; Mammalia; Rodentia; Sciuridae. The record is from RefSeq and is a predicted model, not a curated record.